AAUUAGGAAAUCAGAACGAGUUUGAACAUCCUUGCCAACGGUUGGAAGCUGCUUGCCAUUCCGGUAGAAAACGCCAACGAGAUGAAAAAGGCAUUUUAUUCUCGCACUAAGCUUAUCAGCUUAGUCGGCGUUCAAUUUCUGCUGUUGGCAACAUACCUGUCCCGUGAAGUCUUCGGUUGCCACGAGAAUCAGCUAUGUUUAACGCCGCGAAACCGGAUUGGUACCUAUUUAACACGAGCCACUUAUCUUACACUGUCCGAGAAAUAUCAAAACUUAUGUUUGGGUAUAUGUAAUUACAACAAAACGACACAGCUUAUAUGCUGCGCCACGCAGGAUGUUCCGGCAGACAAAAGAUUAUCGCAAGUUCAAUGUGAAUAUGACCACCGCGAUUUGGGCUUCAUAUUCAUAGUACAUGGCACCGUAGCGAGAGCAAAUGAAUUUCCCUUUAUGGCGGCUAUAGGUUGGCGCACAUUUGACAAUGCAAUAUCAUAUCAAUGUGGUGGCACCUUAAUCAGCAACAGAUAUUUGCUAACAGCUGCACAUUGCCUCUAUCAUUCAAGCGAACCACCCGUUAUGGUUCGUCCUGGUGGUUUUGAUUUGGACGAUGCUGGAGCAAAGGAUAUUGCAAUCGAUCAAAUCUAUGUACAUCCUGGCUAUGAAUUUCCAGGAAUAUACAAUGAUAUUGCAAUUAUAAGUUUAAAGGAAGGAUAUUUUGCAGAAAGUCAGGGAAAUACUGGUCCAGCCUGUGUCUGGGCUCAACCGUUGUAUGCUGCAAAUGUUACAGCUAUUGGUUAUGGGAACACACAAUUUGCUGGAUUAUCUUCGCCCAAAUUAUUGAAAGCCAACCUUACAAUACUGUCAAAUCAACAAUGCGCGCAAUACUAUGAAGAAGAUACGGAUUCUCUAAAUCAUGGAAUUAUAUACUCGCAAAUUUGUGCAAAUGAUGAGAUAAAAUUACGUGAUACUUGUCAGGGUGACUCCGGCGGGCCCAUUAUAAUGUAUCGCAAUCUAGGUAAGGGCUACUAUGAAGCACCGUAUAUAGUUGGCAUAACAUCUUUCGGAAUUGGCUGUGGCACUGGCACACCAGGAAUCUACACACGCGUCGCCAGCUACAUAGACUGGAUUGAGAAAAUUGUGUUCUAUUAAUUAAUGUUGUGCAAGAGGCCAACAAAAUGUACUAAAUACUUUAUGCUAAUGCCAACAAAUUUUAAGGAACUAUAUUAUACCAAUAAAAAGCGAAAGCAAAAAUAAAAUCAAAACAAAAUAUGUGGUCAUAAGCAAUAAUCGCCUAAGUCGAAAAACCUGAAUUCGA
Molecule: messenger RNA, 1312 nt
Organism: Rhagoletis zephyria (snowberry fruit fly)
Lineage: Eukaryota; Metazoa; Arthropoda; Insecta; Diptera; Tephritidae
Product: serine protease snake-like
Biological process (GO): proteolysis
Molecular function (GO): serine-type endopeptidase activity
Source: RefSeq, a predicted model, not a curated record